Messenger RNA from Symbiodinium pilosum, 1158 nucleotides. The record is from the annotation of a GenBank genome assembly. Lineage: Eukaryota; Dinophyceae; Suessiales; Symbiodiniaceae.
AUGCUGCUGCAGGCUGAACGGCCAGACUUGAUCAAUGUGGGCGUCGUUUGGCAGGGAUUGGAAGAUCCACCAUUCUCCAGCACUGAGCUGGCAGAGCUGCACCAGCUCUGGCAAGUGCCGGCAGCCGAGGCAGCUCGCCUCGAAAGCCCUGCACUCAGCGCUCUUCUGGACCGGAAUGAGAGCUUCCCGCAUAUGCCACGCGGCGAGGAUGUGAAGCGGACCGCACUUGUAGGGGGCCACAUUAGGCUUGUCGACAUUCAAGCCAAGGAUGCUCGAGGAUGCCACUGGGCAAGAUAUAUUGCGCAGCUUCUGUGGGAAGGAGAAGAGCUCUACUUGCAGCUCGAUAGUCACAUGCGAUUCACGAGGCAUUGGGACACUGAAUUGCGCCGGCAGCUCGCCCUCUGCUCGCAGAAAGCUGCCAAGCCAGUUUUGAGCAACUAUGGCCGGCCUUACUCGCUGGGAACGCCGGCAAACUGGACUCCGAGCCCAGACCUCCUCACACCAAGCCAUAUUUGUGCCGGAUACUUCGAUGCCGAUGGCAUACUCCGACACCCCUCCAUUCCCCUGCGAUUCAACUGGACAGAGCCUAGAAAGCAUGUCUUCUGGAGUGGCCACUUCUCCUUCUCCUCUGCUCGAGUCCUGCAGGAGGUUCCUUUCGAUCCUCAGCUGCCAAUGGCCCACUUUCCAGAAGAGCCUCUUAUGGCCGUGAGGCUCUUCACGCACGGAUGGGAUGUCUUUGCACCUACUCGGGGGAUCAUUUUCCACCUCUGGGAGCGCGAUUACCGGCGCACCUUCUUCGAGAUGAAGGACCUCUACGCAAAGCUGUAUCCCGUGAGCCUCAAGAGAGUGAACCACCUGCUGUGCUCCGGCGCUCGUGGACCCGACUCCGAGGCUGCCGAGGCAGUCUCCCACGCCUGGCCGUUGCCCGGUGGCCAUGUGGCUGAAGGAAGCGAUCCUUUUGGCCUUGGGGAGAAGAGGUCCUUGGAAGAGUUUGAGCGCCUGGCGGACAUCAGCUUUGCAAAGCGCCGAAUCGGCUCCCGUGCCUACUUGGGCGACCUGCCUGUGCAGGACUACAUCUUUGCUCUGAUAGAUCCGCCGGACCUCGCUCUCAUGUUGCUCCUGCCCGUCGUUGGUGUAUGGUUUUUCUCGGGCAGAUAA